UCGUUGAGUGUUCAUCGACGCGAUCGAGGUGGUCGUAAGAAUGUACGUCACGCGUCGAGUUUCAACGCUGCCCCUCUGCCCCCCACACUACAUCCCACUUUCCUCCACAACCACAGCAAAUACGCCAUGCGCUCCUUCCUUUCGCGCUGAAAUGGAGAGCGCGAACCAUAUCCUCCUAGACUUUACUUGACACUCUGAUCCCACACAGGCUCUGUAACCACAUCCUACAAUGAAGUCGUCGGACCAGAUCCGCCCCAGCAGCCGGCGCGGCGCAUCAGGUGCAUGGAACCGGCUCAAGCCCGUCCGCGAAGACCCCCUCGAGACAUACGGGCUGCCUUCCAAGGGAGAGACGCGACUAAAUGACUACAAAACGCAAGAAAUCUACUUCAACCGCAUAAUCGAGCGAUACAUGAAGCUCUGCGCGCUGAACCGCGAACAACUAGACAACCUCUUCGCCACAGUAAGCAGCACGACAAAGCAGCAAAACAGCAACAACACAACCAACAACCUAUCCACAUCCCUGUCCUCGCUCUCCCUCCACCCCGCACAACCACCACAACAACCAACAACAACACCAACCCCCGCCUCGCCCUCCGCCCAAGAACUAUCCACCGUCCUCACCGCGCUGCGAAAACUCCGCGAAGCAAUCACAGCCUCAACCCGCUUCGACCUCUUCGCGCGCCGCGCCUACAUAUUCUGCAUCCACGCCGCAAUCCUCUGCGCAGACUGGCCCUCCUACCUCCCCGCCCUACACACGCUGCUAACCGAGCACCACGCGCGCAACCCCCUCCCACCCCCGGACCUCAAGGAAUACGUCGGCCUUCUGAUCCUCGACCAAGCGUGCCGCCAGUCCGACGUGCCGCUCGCGCGCGAGACGAAGCUCCGCUUCCGGUACAAGGACCGCCGCGUUGAGGCGGUGCUGGGCGCGCUCGUGCAGGAUAAUUGGGUCGUGUAUUGGAAGAUGAGACGUGCGGUUGAUGGGUAUCAGAGGGCGGUUAUGGGGUUUGCGGAUCAGGGGGUGAGGGUGCAUGCGUUGAAGUGUCUUGGGAAGGGGUAUUUGGGGGCUGAGAGGCGGUUUGUGGAGAGGUGUGCGGAGCGGGGGUGGGAGGAACUGGUGCAGGAUGGUGUGGGGUGGGAGUUGGCGGAGGGGGAUAGGGUGGUGAUUCGGAAGGUGAGGGGGUGACGUGUUGGGUUGUGAGGGUAUGUGGAUGGAUGGAGGGGGUAUCAUUAUCGACUAUGUCCAGCCUACUCGUCCUC
Molecule: messenger RNA, 1257 nt
Organism: Dothidotthia symphoricarpi CBS 119687
Lineage: Eukaryota; Fungi; Ascomycota; Dothideomycetes; Pleosporales; Dothidotthiaceae
Exons: 2
Coding region: 230-1183 (317 amino acids)
Source: RefSeq, a predicted model, not a curated record